UUUCAAGAGGAAUGUGUGGACUUUUUAAGCCUCAAUUAAUAAUUAAAUAAAUAAAUAUUUUAGGUUGCAUUAAUAAGUGGAUCUCUUACAUGUAGUAACGUUUUGGUUUAAAAUUACUUAUAUUUAUAAUGUUAAGUAGUUGGCUAUAUUAUUGUCAGUAGAAAUAUUUUAAAUACUAAAUUAAAUUAAAUUAAUUCGCUAUAUUAUUGUCAGUAGAAAUAUUUUAAAUACUAAAUUAAAUUAAAUUAAAUUAUUGUAUUAAAUUAUAUAUAAAGUAUUUUUGUUAUUAUUUUAAUAAUACAGACGGAAUCUUUAUCAUCCAUAUUUUUCAUGAUUACUUUUAAAAGUUUUUGGACUCAAUGUCCGAUAACAUCAAAGAAUUUACGUAGCACAUUUUCUUGAUUUACAAUGAUUAGUUUUAAAAUAUUCUGGGCUCCAUCUACGAUAAAACCAAGAAUUUUCGUAGCAUAUCUUUCCUGAUUUCCAAUAAUGAAAGAAUUUUCGUAGGAUAUGGUGGAUGUGUUCGGAGCUUUUCAAAGUUUUUUAGAGUUUUCAAUUUUUAAUUUUAUUUUAAACAAACCGUUUUUAAUCUAAAAAAAAGUUAUUUCAAAUACUUUUGAGAGUUUUUAUUAAGUUUAUACUUUUUAAAACUAACUAAUUUUUUGGGAUAUUUAUGCACAAAUAAAUUUUUUAUUGAUGAGUUGUUAGUAAAUAAUGACAUUUAUGUCGCUUUUUUGAGUAUUUUCCUCAAAUUUAUCUGCUAGAAUCUUGGUUUUUCAUACGGAUCAACCCUUCUUCAAGUUCCACAAUAUUUUGUGGUCUCUCUGUCGCCACGCUAUGGUUUAAUUUGAUAACUUUCUUCUAUACGAAAUUAUCCCAUAAUUUUUUUAUUAAAAUUGACGAAAAUCUAAUAUAGAAACUCGAAAACAAUAGAAAUUAUUAAAUAUGUUUUCGUAAGUGGGCUUGUCAAAGGCCCAUUUAAGCAUAGGCUGAUAAUAUCUGAUCCGAAAGAUACAAUCCUUCUUCAAGCUUCCCGGUUCCCGCUCUUCACUCUAUGAUCUCAUAAUCUGUAUCAUCUUCUACCUUUUGCCCUUUGUUGCCAUUUUAGGGUUUUAAUAGUUGAUUAAGAAAUUUCAUGAUUGUCUAACAGGAAUAAUAUAAGAAUGAGGACUAAUCAAGUUGCUCCGACAGAUAACUGAUUGAUCAACAGUAAAUAUGGCUAAAGCUUGGAUCAAUACAGAUGAAACUGCAAAACAAUUACUGGCUAGGGUUCUUAAAGAAAGACCAUUGUUACUUCUCCCUCAACCCCUUCAUAGGGUACCCCUUAGCGUCAACAACAUCAUUGAGAUCAUAGGCCCAUCUCCUUCAGCCAAAACCGAAAUCCUGCUACAAGCUACUGUUACAUGUAUUCUUCCCAAGAACUGGAAUGGAAUCCAAUACGGAGGCUUAGAAUAUUCCGUAUUGUUCCUGGACUUAGAUUGUCGGCUUGACAUAUUCCGCCUUUCUCAAUCCCUAAAGCUAAGAAUAUCCGAAACCAAUCGCAAUUCAAAUCAUCAAUUUCAGCAUGAUGAUGACAUGGAGUUACUAUUUAAAGAAUGCAUGAAACGAAUCUCAUACAGCAGAUGUUACGAUAGUUUUCAAUUCCUUUCCGCUCUAAAGGGAUUGCAUUCCAAACUUGAUAAAGAAAGAAAGGAAGAUCGGAAUGGUGUUGAUGUACUAAUGAUCGAUGGAAUUGGAGCAUUUUACUGGAUCGAUCGUGGGUUUUCAUCUUUGCCACAGGGGAAUCCCAACAGGAAAAACUUUUGUUUUCAAACUGUGUUUGAAACUGUUGUUCAGGAACUACGGAAGCUCUUGAUGAUGCAUCCUGUUCUUGUUUUAGCUACAAAGACAGUUACAAGUCAAGUCAAAGGUUGGUCAAAGAAUGAAUAUCGUGAGUAUAUGCCAUUGAUUUGGCAAUCGUUUGUUACACAUAGAAUUCUUGUGAGACCUUCGGAUGAUAAAAGAAAGAUUCAUGAUCGUGUUUGCUAUUUGGCAGAGUGGUUAUUGCCAGCCCAAAAUCUUUCAGAUGAGUUUUUUGUUGGUGAUGCUGGAAUUCUCACUUUGUUGUAGAGCAUGAUCUUUUUUUUUUUUUUUUUUUUUUUUUUUUUUUUUUGUCAUUAUGGUAAAUUUCUAACAGGUUUUUGGAUAACCGGUUUAGGAGUAUGGUUUUUGUUUAAAUAUAUAUUUUUUUCAUUAAUUUAAUUAUCAUCGUAUAAUGAGUGAGAUGACAAACGGGCAACAAGCUACGCCGUUAAGCCUUUUUAUAUGGUAAAACUAAUUCUUUUGAAGACUGCAUCCAUAGAUCUAGGGGAUAUAACAUUGAUAUGUAUGAUCCGUUGUAUUUUAUUAAGAAACUUAAUCACAUCCGAUACGACGUGAGGAAACCAAACAUAUCAAAUGACAAAUGCAAAUGGUAUGAACAUGUGUUGAUUUUUCAUACACGAUUUUUCAUGUUUGGUGACUUUGCAUGUGAUAGCUUUUAAAGCAACUUGUCCUGCCGUGAAAUCAUCAAUCCCGAAGCCCACGAGAGGGGUUCCCCUGUAAGGUCUACAUAUGCGUGUUUCCUUCAAACUCAUCCAAAAAUCCAAAUGUCAACCGGUCUAAGGGUUGACCUUCCUUUUACCGGGUCAGUCAAGAAAUUCACAGAUGCCUCUUCUUUGGUG
Lactuca sativa (garden lettuce) is the source of this 2702-nucleotide messenger RNA. RefSeq names its product homolog of X-ray repair cross complementing 2 (XRCC2) (gene XRCC2). Gene Ontology annotation, biological process: double-strand break repair via homologous recombination. Lineage: Eukaryota; Viridiplantae; Streptophyta; Magnoliopsida; Asterales; Asteraceae. Gene Ontology annotation, cellular component: Rad51B-Rad51C-Rad51D-XRCC2 complex; replication fork. Gene Ontology annotation, molecular function: ATP-dependent DNA damage sensor activity; ATP binding; DNA binding. The record is from RefSeq and is a predicted model, not a curated record.